Messenger RNA from Canis lupus familiaris (dog), 2615 nucleotides. It is a transcript of the gene RTCB, whose product is annotated as RNA 2',3'-cyclic phosphate and 5'-OH ligase. The record is from RefSeq and is a predicted model, not a curated record. Gene Ontology annotation, biological process: tRNA splicing, via endonucleolytic cleavage and ligation. Gene Ontology annotation, cellular component: nucleus; tRNA-splicing ligase complex. Bases 97 to 1614 code for a protein of 505 amino acids. The transcript is spliced from 12 exons. Gene Ontology annotation, molecular function: RNA ligase (ATP) activity. NCBI's taxonomy places the organism in Eukaryota, Metazoa, Chordata, Mammalia, Carnivora, Canidae.
CGUCGGGCUCCGGAGGGCGGUGCUUCCGGCCGCGGGACAGCGCGGCAGCGGCUCUUCGAAGCGGAGCCGGGAGUUCUCGUCAGCCUUGUCGCCGCCAUGAGUCGCAGCUAUAAUGAUGAGCUACAGUUCUUGGAGAAGAUCAAUAAAAACUGCUGGAGAAUCAAGAAGGGCUUCGUGCCCAACAUGCAGGUGGAAGGCGUUUUCUAUGUGAAUGAUGCUCUGGAAAAAUUAAUGUUUGAGGAAUUAAGAAAUGCCUGUCGAGGUGGUGGUGUUGGUGGCUUCCUACCAGCCAUGAAACAAAUUGGCAACGUGGCAGCCCUGCCUGGGAUUGUUCAUAGAUCUAUUGGGCUUCCUGAUGUCCAUUCAGGUUAUGGGUUUGCUAUUGGGAAUAUGGCAGCCUUCGAUAUGAAUGACCCCGAAGCAGUGGUAUCCCCAGGUGGUGUCGGAUUUGACAUCAACUGUGGUGUCCGCUUGCUAAGAACCAAUUUAGAUGAAAGCGAUGUCCAGCCUGUGAAGGAGCAGCUUGCCCAAGCUAUGUUUGACCAUAUUCCUGUUGGAGUGGGAUCAAAAGGUGUCAUCCCCAUGAGUGCCAAAGACUUGGAGGAGGCCUUAGAGAUGGGUGUGGAUUGGUCCCUGAGGGAAGGCUAUGCCUGGGCUGAGGACAAGGAGCACUGUGAGGAGUACGGCAGGAUGUUGCAGGCCGACCCCAAUAAAGUCUCUGCAAGGGCUAAGAAAAGAGGCCUUCCUCAGUUGGGAACCCUGGGAGCAGGCAACCACUAUGCAGAAAUCCAGGUUGUGGAUGAGAUUUUCAAUGAGUAUGCUGCUAAGAAAAUGGGCAUCGACCAUAAGGGACAAGUGUGUGUGAUGAUCCACAGUGGAAGCAGAGGCUUGGGCCACCAAGUAGCCACAGAUGCACUGGUAGCUAUGGAAAAAGCCAUGAAAAGAGACAAGAUUAUAGUCAACGACCGGCAGUUGGCUUGUGCUCGGAUUGCUUCCCCAGAGGGUCAGGACUACCUGAAGGGGAUGGCAGCUGCUGGGAACUAUGCCUGGGUCAACCGCUCUUCCAUGACCUUCUUAACCCGUCAGGCUUUUGCCAAGGUCUUCAACACAACCCCUGAUGACUUGGAUCUACAUGUGAUCUAUGAUGUUUCUCACAAUAUUGCCAAAGUAGAACAGCACGUGGUGGAUGGAAAGGAACGGACACUGUUGGUACACAGGAAGGGAUCCACUCGGGCUUUCCCUCCUCACCAUCCCCUCAUUGCUGUGGAUUACCAACUCACUGGACAGCCGGUGCUCAUUGGUGGCACCAUGGGCACCUGCAGUUACGUUCUUACGGGCACCGAGCAGGGCAUGACGGAGACCUUUGGGACCACUUGCCAUGGAGCGGGCCGUGCAUUGUCCCGAGCAAAAUCUCGUCGUAAUUUAGAUUUCCAGGAUGUCUUGGACAAACUGGCAGAUAUGGGAAUCGCAAUCCGAGUUGCCUCACCCAAACUGGUUAUGGAAGAGGCUCCUGAGUCCUAUAAGAAUGUGACGGAUGUGGUGAACACCUGCCAUGAUGCUGGAAUCAGCAAGAAGGCCAUUAAACUGAGACCGAUUGCUGUGAUCAAAGGAUAGAAUGCUGACUGCAGCCACCAAACUCCACUGCCCCUCAUGGGAUGGAGGUGGACUGAAACUCCUCAGACAUCAGACUCGAGACCUGACAGGUUCCAAAGUGCACAGCUGUAACUGUCCAUUCCAACGUGGCUGGCGGGCGGCUGCUGCCUUCAGGAGCCAGUGUUGUAACAUUACCUUCCGGGAAGAGUAACAUUGCCCUCAUUUGGAAAGGAAUGUAUGUGCUUCCUCCCUGAUUAUCCCACAUGUUUUAGGAAAAUCUGUUAGGGGGUGGGGAUAGAUCAAGAUACUGCCUAACUCCUCAUAGAAGUCUUAGUCAUGACAGUGAGCUUCUUUACACCAAGCUCUGUGUUUAUAUUCUCAGAGGUAUCAUGUAGAGCGUUCUAUUAAAUAAGAAGGUUUUGAAAUGUUUUCUUUCCCUCCUCCUUUUGUCAGUUUGUCAGUUCAUCCACCCAUCCACCCUCUUCCCCUGAACCCAGCAAAACCCUAAACACCACUCUCAUUUGGAAAGUAGGCACAAAGUCCUAUCCAGAUACAAGAGGAAAGGAUAAUGGGACACGUUGAGGAGGGAAUAUGUAUAGAGGUGUAGAAAUAGGGGCCUAAAAGAGCAGUUUUUCAUAGACUUGCUAAUUUCUCAUCCUGAAAUAUGAGGCAGAGUUUUGACUUACCUGCAUAGCAGUGCCUUUUGGUACCUGUCAUAAUUAGGCCUGGUCUGAUAAACUGAUUUGUUUUUGGAUGAUUUCUUGCACAGCAGGAACAGAGAACCUGCACGAUACUGAAUAUUUUUGUUUGUGAUUGAAUUAUAAAAACAUGCAAUGACCACAGUUGUGAUGUUAACAGUUGCUCUUUUGGGCAAGUUGACUGCUCUUGUGCCAUCUAAUCACAUUUUGUGUUCUGUACUAUGACACCUGAAGAUGUUAUAAGUUACAGGUUGCUAAGGCCUUUGUUGAAUCCAAACAGCCAGUAAAAUAGAAAAAUCUAAUAAAGUUGCAAUAUGUUGUUUA